Ogataea angusta is the source of this 837-nucleotide messenger RNA. RefSeq lists its product as uncharacterized. The coding region runs from base 1 to 837 and encodes 278 amino acids. Lineage: Eukaryota; Fungi; Ascomycota; Pichiomycetes; Pichiales; Pichiaceae. The transcript has a single exon. The record is from RefSeq and is a predicted model, not a curated record.
AUGAACUCUUGGAACCCUGUCCCGCGCGCGCUGGGACAAACCAAACAGCAUCUGCUGCGACGACGGCAGAUGCUGGGUUCAUCUCAGCCGGUGCGGCCCAUCCAGCAGCUGAAACUGCGUAAAGUGCGCCAGAAAAGCCGCGGUCUUCUUAUCUGGCUCUACUCCAUCUCGUUGCUGACGUUCGGCAUCUCGUUUCUCCUUUUGAACUCGCUUGUGCCGAUCGAUGUCAUUUUGCGCUCGCUCACCAGCUCCAUCAUCGCAUUCAACACCCUCGUCAUCGUCUGUGCUUGCGCGCUGUUUCUGCUGCUCAGUGCCAUCAUCUACAUAGUUCGCAUUCUCAACAUCAAACGGCACCUGCAAGACAUUCCGAAACCAUACAUGCCCAUCACGGAGAAAGACAUUGGCAAACGAGAAGCCAAGUACAUUGCCCAGCAGAUUGCACGGACAAAGGAGAUUAAGAAAUUGGCAGGCCCUCAGGGCCCGCUGGACCAUGCUGGCCUGCACUGCGGCCAGGGCUCGGCAGACGUCCCGCUGCCGGACAACUUGAUAUACGAGAACGUGGUGUGUGCCAUUGGCGAAGACAUAAAGUACCGCCACGCGCUCCACCUGACCAGCACUUUCCAGAUCAAAGUCGAGCCCAAUAAGACGCUACGGGACAUAAUAUCCGCUGCCGUACAGAAAACAGAUCUUCCUGCCCGCGACUCCGAUCUAGUGGCGGAAUUUCUGGCGCACUACGAGAAACUAAGGUUCAGCGGGCAGCCGAUCACCAAGACCGAGUUUCUCACGUUCCUUCGCCUAUGGGACCACACAAGGACAAUACUGAAAAGACAAGUGUAG